Molecule: messenger RNA, 312 nt
Organism: Strongyloides ratti
Lineage: Eukaryota; Metazoa; Nematoda; Chromadorea; Rhabditida; Strongyloididae
Product: Ragulator complex protein LAMTOR3 family-containing protein
Exons: 2
Coding region: 1-312 (103 amino acids)
Source: RefSeq, a predicted model, not a curated record
AUGAGAAUUCAGGAUAGUCUACAAAUUAUACUUAAUUCAGUUGAUGGAUUGGAAAGUAUAACAAUAAUUGAUCCAUAUUGUUCUAUUGUUACUACGAUUGGAAACAGUACAAAAGCUCAACUUGGAGCAAUUCAAGGAUAUAAAUCUAUCUGUGAUCAAGUUAAAAAGUUUCAAAUUGGUCAAUUAAAAUCAUUAUCAUUAAUAUAUGCUGAUAGUAAAGUUAGUGGGCAAUAUCUUGUUCAGUUGCGAGAUAAGUUAACACCAAUUAUGGAGGAAUGCUUAAGAGCAAGUAAUAUGUUGCGGGAUUUUUAA